This is a messenger RNA of Aspergillus udagawae, 1419 nucleotides long. RefSeq names its product mitochondrial 37S ribosomal protein bS1m. The record is from RefSeq and is a predicted model, not a curated record. Bases 1 to 1419 code for a protein of 472 amino acids. Gene Ontology annotation, biological process: mitochondrial translational initiation. Gene Ontology annotation, molecular function: structural constituent of ribosome. The transcript has a single exon. Gene Ontology annotation, cellular component: mitochondrial small ribosomal subunit. NCBI's taxonomy places the organism in Eukaryota, Fungi, Ascomycota, Eurotiomycetes, Eurotiales, Aspergillaceae.
AUGGCGACAGCCAGGUUAUCGCCGACGGCGAAUCUUCUUCGGAAGUCCCGUCUUUUCGCGCUUCCUUCAGCCUUACCGUUGCCCCAGCAAGAUGCAACCUCGAAGACCGUUUACGAAUCCGGCACCGCAACCCUGCCUCAUCCGAUCCGAGCAUCCAUUGUCACCCCGGCUUCGUCGCUAGCGAGAGGAGAUUGGGGGUUGAAGCGACCGCUUCCUGCAAAGUCGACAUCGGAAAGGUCGUCUCGGCCUGUUGUCCGCGUCAACGUACUCGACACGUUUGAACAUGUCACAGACUUCGAAUCCGCCGCCGACCACACGGUGACCUUGGAGAAAUUCCAAGAGCUUCACAUGCCCAUGUCCCUUCCUUCCAAGGUCAACUACGCGACUAGCAUGGUGCCUAGACACCAAAGCCCUUUCGAGUCCGUGGUUGACAAUACAGAUACGAGCAAAGGCCUUCAGGAGCCUGGUGCCAAACAGUUCAGACAUUCUGGGCCUUGGCUCGCGGGACAGACGGAGGCGGAGUUCAAUGCUUAUCUAAAUAAAGUGCGCGCGAGGAAGCCUGAGCUACUGCAGAAGCUCCGUGAACACUUCAUUACCAAGCGAACUGCUGAACGCAGAAAGCAAGCCCAGGAUAACGGCGAGGACCUAGAAGCGCUUGGUCCGCUCAACAUCACCGAGGAAGAGUUCCAAGGGUACAUCAAAUCGCUGCGAGCCGAUCCCUUCUCUCUUGGCCCCGUCGUCUUCGAACUGUUGGAUCUUCCAUCGCCCCCCGCCGUCCCUAGUGACCGUAUCGGACACAAGUACUACCAAUCUCCAGGUACUAAACUCUCCUCUGCGGAGUAUGCUGUAUCCGGUCCCCCGAAGACCCACCCUUCUGCUGGUCUGUCAUAUACGCGAUCUCACGCUCUGAUCUACAACCACCCGAAAUUCGGUCCCCAAGCAUACCAACGCCCUGUGCAGGCCCGUAUCUUGCGGCCGAAGGGUCGGUUCAAGGGUAAAACAUCUAAGGCUAUUGCUGGUGUUGGUGGUAUCGCGGUGGAAGAUCUCAACGCUAUGACUUUCAUUGAACAAGGCUCGCCAGCAGGUCUUGCGUACUUCGACGUAUCCAUCCCCGGUGGUGCGAAGUACUGGGUUACUCCCAUCCGUGCUUCGGUUGACUCGGACGGUAGAAUCGGCCUCGCGUCAUACCGGGCUAGCGCCACUGCUAAGGCGCCUUAUGGUAUUGAGGAGUACCAGAAGCCAACCUUCACAAGUAUUUCCCCUGUCGCCCGUGCGGAGCAGCGUGUGGUGCCCAGGUUGGACAAAUUGGCAAGCUUGCCCUAUGCUCGGAGGGGACAGGAUAUGUCUGCAUCAGAGCAGCCCGGCAAAGCUAGAGAGGACGUUGCACGAAACCUUCUGAGGACCCUGAGUUCUAUUUAA